UUUCCUUCCUCUCUAAAACUGAUAACCAGACAUCACUCCCCGGACCCGGAGAGCCGAGACCCGAAAACGCAGAACGAUGGGUAAGGAUCUAAGCGAUGAUCAGGUUUCGUCGAUGAAAGAAGCCUUCACUCUCUUCGACACCGAUGGUGAUGGUAAGAUUGCUCCGUCGGAAUUGGGGAUCCUCAUGCGCUCGCUCGGGGGCAACCCGACCCAGGCACAACUCAAGUCCAUAAUCGCCGAAGAGAAGUUGACGGCGCCUUUUGACUUCCCUCGGUUUUUGGAUCUCAUGGCGAAGCACAUGAAACUCGAGCCAUUCGAUCGGCAGCUGCGCGAUGCGUUCAAGGUCCUCGAUAAAGAGUCCACCGGCUUCGUGUCCGUGGCGGAUCUGAGACACAUUUUGACCAGCAUUGGGGAGAAGCUAGAGCCAUCUGAGUUCGAUGAGUGGAUCCGCGAGGUGGAUGUCGGGUCGGAUGGCAAGAUCCGGUACGAAGAUUUCAUUGCGAGGAUGGUCGCUAAGUGAGGGAUCGCGAUAGGCCAUGUUUGUUUUGUUUCUUUUUUUUUCUUCUUCUUCUUCUUUUACCCGGAAAUGCUUUUCCUGGGUUCCUUUUGUUUUGUUUUGUUUUGUUUUGUGUGGGUUAAGGUUUGAUGAAAUGAAGGAUGGAUUUGCCUUAUUUUUGUUGUUUUUAUUUUCUGGAAUUGUUAAAGCAAUGAUCACCGUUGUUAGAGAAUUUCCUGUGCAUAUGUCCUGUUUAUUAUAAUAAUAAUAAUAAUUAUUA
This is a messenger RNA of Rubroshorea leprosula, 776 nucleotides long. Lineage: Eukaryota; Viridiplantae; Streptophyta; Magnoliopsida; Malvales; Dipterocarpaceae. The record is from the annotation of a GenBank genome assembly.